Sander lucioperca (pikeperch) is the source of this 1144-nucleotide messenger RNA. RefSeq lists its product as uncharacterized. Lineage: Eukaryota; Metazoa; Chordata; Actinopteri; Perciformes; Percidae. The annotation marks the transcript as partial. The record is from RefSeq and is a predicted model, not a curated record. The transcript is spliced from 5 exons.
GAGGCAGAUGGAGAGUACAGACGGUACUGGAUCUUUGGCUCUGGAACUAAACUGAUUGUAUCAGAUAAGCCGGUAGUGAAGCCCGUGGUGAGCGUGUACCCAGCAACAUCCAGAGCCCACCUGGAGGGGAAGAGCGCCCUGCUGUGUCUGGCCUCAGCCAUGUUUCCUCCUCUGGUCCAGUUCUCCUGGAAAAGACGAAAGGAGAAUGGUCCUCUGGAGGAUCUGCCCCCUGCUGAGGGAGAGCAGCUGGAGAUCAGAGAGUUGGGACGCACCACCGCCAUCUUGCUAAUCCAUCAGCAAAAGCAUAGCAAAUAUAAAUACCGCUGCUACAUCCAACAUGAGGGGGGACCAGUGGAGGCCCAAACAGAACAAGAGGUUUCUACUCUUCCACCAUCACCAACAUCUCUUCCACCAGCAGCUUCUGUCCCGUCUCAGUACCUCAGUACAGUGGAGGCCCAAACAGUGGAGGCCCAAACAGAACAAGAGGUUUCUACUCUUCCACCAUCACCAACAUCUCUUCCACCAGCAGCUUCUGUCCCGUCUCAGUACCUCAGUACAGUGGAGGCCCAAACAGUGGAGGCCCAAACAGAACAAGAGGUUUCUACUCUUCCACAAUCAGCUUCUGUCCCGUCUCAGUACCAAGUGAAGUUGUUCUGUCUGCUGUACACACAGCUGAUAGUGAAGAGUCUGGUGUACUGCUGUGGACUCUCUCUGCUGAUGAUCCUCAGAAACAAGGGACCGUCCACCAACUGAACACAUGCUGACUGACUGUUUUCUGCUCGACUUUUCUCACCAUCAAAUCUCAUAAAUUCAUCUAAUUUAUCACUUUGAUCAGUAUUGACAAAUAUCAAUUAUGACGUGUUGUAGUUGUCAUCCUAAACAUACGUAUACAUAAAUAUAUUUCUGAAGUUACUAAGUGUGAAUUGUGUGUAGUGUUAUUUUAAUACUAUUUGAUACUGAUUAUUUCUACUUUAAAUGGUGACUUGUAUAUUGAUAGAAAAUGAAUGUGAAUCAUCAGCUGUCUGGUAGAUAUUUUAUAGUGUAAAGUAUUUUUUUGUUCUUCUUUCUUUUUAAUACAUUAUGCAAAGCUUUGUCAAAUUCUUUCAUUGUUACGUUCUCAAUAAACUGAAAAAUCUAAAGUUUC